CGGGGCCGUGAGGGCGCCGGAGGAGUGCGGGGAGUGCUGCGGGCCGGAUGGGUCGUGCAAAGGCAGUAGUCGCCAAUGCCGCGGGAAGGCUCUGAAGUUCCAUCAUGUCCGAAUCCAGGUCUUCAGGAAGGAGAAAAGCCCAGAUCGCUUUGUCACCGAGUGCAAAGAAGAAAAAGAAAGAAGCGGCGAGGAAAGCGAAAGAUAAAGGAACGCCCUCUAUACCUCCGCAGUCCUGCUCUAUUAUUUCGUUAUUCAACAGCGCGCCUCCUGCUAAAGUUAGCUGUCCCGUGUGUGGGCAGCUGGUGCCGAGGUACGGGAUAAACCAGCACAUGGACCGGCUGUGUCGAAGCGGCUGUGCCGGACUGGGUGCUGCUGCUGCUGCUGCUGGUGAUGGGGGUGCGGCGCUCGGCACCACACAGAGUCUGCCAGGCACACCUGUGAGCGGUAAUUCCAGCUCGUAUUGCUCGGAGCCCUCGCAUCUGAGGACAAGUCCUUCCCAAAGCAGAGUGCUGAAAGCAGAAGGCAGGGCAGUGCAGCACGUUAGUCCUUAUUUUAGCAGUCGGGGUCCAGCCGGUGAUGCUUACACUGAGCCCCUGGAGCAAACGGUUAAAGUCGUUUCUUUGGGAAGCUUGUCAUCUAAACUGUCCAGAAGACGUCGCAUCCAGAGGGGAAAACAGAUCGUGUAUAAGGAGAUGGACUCCUCGCCUCCAGCUGCUCACAGCAUGUGUGGCAGUGCUGCAGCACUGGAUGGCAGUGCUGAUGACAUCUGUGCUGGGAGUAGUUCUCAGAAAGAAAACGAGCUUGUUCAGAGAGUGCACCAGGAGCAAAAUCCCUUGGAAGAGUUUGAAUUUCAAACUGAAAUAGACGAAUAUAAUAAGGGAGAUGUUACAGAUGUUGUUCAGGUAUCGUUACCGGCUGAUGGAGUGCUGUUUGGUGCAAGGAACUCCAGAGCGGGAAGUAGAUCUAAAGGCGUGGUGCUCAGUCCCAGUAAUUCUCAAACACCUCUGGCUGUUGGUACCUCAGCAGGGCUGGUCAGCAGUUCAGAGGUUGAGGCACAGCCUUGUGCUCAGCGUGUUCCGUCUUCAGAGAUGGAAGUGGACUGUGGUACGCAAAGCUGCUUUAAUGACAGUGAUGAACAGGUACUUCCUGUGGAAGUUCUUGAAGACUUUAAUUAUGAGUUUAAUCAUAACUUAGCAGAAACUGUGGAAAAGGUGGAUUUUCAAAAUUCCGUUGGUGAUAUUUUAAAUAUAAUAAAUGAGGUUAGCUCUCCUAGUCACCCAUAUUACCUCCGAAACUUUUUAAUGGUGUUGCGAGCAGUGUUGGAGAACGAAGAUGAUCUGAGACUCUUUGAUGAGCAAGAUAUGAACGUUAUUACUCAGUUCUGCCAAUUAUCAGUUGGUGGGCAGAAGUUAUAUGUGAGACUUUUUCAACGUAAGCUGAACUGGUUAAAAGUGAACAAAAUUGAGUAUGAAGAGAUAGCUAAGGAUUUGUCACCAAUAAUUGAAGAACUGGUUGAAGCCAGAUUUUUGCAAACAGGUAUGGCCUGCACUGAAUCUGAGCUGGAAGACCUGUGUGAAGGUUUGGAUUUGCUUUCUGCCCCUGAACUAAAAUCUUUAGCAAAGAUCUUUCACUUGCCAAAUCCAAACGGUCAGAAACAACAACUUGUGGAUGAUUUCCUGAGGUUGGCAAAACAACGUUCCAUCUUCAGCAGGAAUCAGGCUGGUAUUGGGACUGUUAUUUUAAAAAGGGCAAAGGAUCUGGCUGGAAGAUCAGUCAGAAUAUGUAAAGGCCCUCGAGCUGUCUUUUCUCGAAUCCUGCUGCUAUUUUCCCUGUCUGAAUCAGUGGAGGAUGAAGAAGCUGGCAGUGCUGGUCAAGGGCAGCUCUUCACAGUUCUGAUGGUAAACAUGGGACGUAUGGUGUUCCCCAGUUAUGCUGUGAAUAGGAAAACACAAGUCUUCCAGGACAGAGAAGAUCUUAUCAGGUAUGCAAAUGCUGCUCACCUGUCAAACGAUAUAGCCACUGCAAUGGUAAAUGGGAACUGGGAAGAAGCUCAUCAUCUGUAUGUGUGUGCAAAAGAAACCUGGAACAGUCUGAAAGAUCACCCCUCUUUGAGCAAUCACAGAGUUCUGCCCGAGUAUCUGCGACAUUUCACAGUUGGCUGGAAAUACACAAGGAUACUUUCUCAAGGUGUUGAAAUUUUGCAGAGACUUCACAUGUAUGAGGCAGCAGUGCAGGAGCUGCAGGAGCUUUUGGCUCAGGACGUGUAUUGUACCGACAGCAGGGGGCGGUGGUGGGAUCGCCUCGCUCUGAAUUUACAUCAGCACUUGAAAAACACCCCGCAGGCCGUUGACUGCAUUAGGAAUGGACUGGCUGACCCGUUUGUGCGGACGGGGCACCGUCUCGCUCUCUACCUGCGGGCUGUACGCAUCAGAGACUCACCAAGCUGCAGGCAGCUCAGAUGCCUUUUUCAUGAUUUGCCAGGCAUAACUGUGGAGGAUGUGACACACGUUACAAUCAAGGGAAAGAUGUGUCCUCAAACAGGAUUGGGAAAAUCUGUGUUUCUAAUGGAGGAUAUCAGUGAUGAAGAAGAAGGAAGCAAAGACUGCAGUGUAUCCACAGUCAUGUGCUCAGUUGAGGAGCUUGCAUUAACUCAUUACAGACAGAAUGGUUUUGAUCAGGGUAUUCAUGGAGAGGGUUCGACGUUUAUUACACUGUAUGGUAUUCUAAUGUGGGAUAUCAUUUUCAUGGAUGGCAUACCUGAUGUCUUCAGAAAUUCCUAUCAGAUGUUCCCCCUGGAUUUGUACACUGACUGCUUCUAUGAGAACAGGAGGGAUGCCAUUGAGGCCAGGCUCCAACAGCUUCACGGAGCUUCUUUGGAGACUCUGGCAAACUUGGUUGCUGACAUCUGGACCACGCAGGAGGGAAAAGCAGCAGCACUGGUUAGCUGGGGACUUUUUAGUUCCCUCCAGCAGGUUCAGAGCCUUGUCUCUUGCCUUGGAGGAAUGUUUCUGAGUGGUGUUUUUAGGCGACUUUCCAAAGAUCUGCGCCACUGCAGAGGGGGGCUUCCUGAUCUGGUGGUGUGGAGUACUCACAGUAAUCACUUCAAGCUCGUAGAAGUGAAAGGCCCCAACGAUCGCCUGUCCCACAAGCAGAUGAUCUGGCUGAGCGAGCUGAAGAAGCUGGGGGCUGCUGUAGAAGUCUGUCACGUACAAGCAGUUGGAGCUAAAAGUAAACGGCUCAGUUGACAAAAGGUGCCUUAACCACAUGGGUAACUUGGUUGUUUCUAAGGAUGUGGUGGGCCAUACACUACCGUUACUGCUUCUUCUAAGUGUUUUCUUCUGAAUUCUGGCUUCUCAGUGCACAAAACAUUCUAAAGAAUAGUCUGAGAAAACUGUCACUUGUGUUCAGUAGAAUAAAGCAUUUUCUUUUAUACACAUUUCAUAACUGAUUCUGUGAAGGGUAAUCGAGGGCCUCUGUCCAGUCUAGACAAACAGCUGCAGGUGCAUUUUGUACCAUUGAGAACAUUCUCUAUCACAAACAAUGUGGGCAGCAAAGCCUGGUGCUUCCCACAUUGCAUUCAUUACCUUCCCUUCAGCUCCUUUCCAGGACCAGCAUGGUUUUAUAACUGUCUCCACACUGUAUCAUCUAUUUCAAUUUUUCAUUGUAUUUUUCAUGUAAAAUACAGAGCCAGGCGUUGGUCGCAUUGCUUGAGGCAUAAAACAUGUUUAUAAAUAUUUCAGUUUGCUGCUGUAUCUGACUGAGUGAUAGGAUCAUUUGCUCAAUAACUCCUGUCUGAAAUAGCUGUGUUACCUACAAAAAUGGGCCAGGAUGGUUUGGGUAGUAGACAGGAGUUGAGAAGUGCCACCAGGCAUUCUGCUUACCAUGCAAACAGCAAAUGCUUUAAUAAUAGAAUAUAGUGAGAAAUUAAGAUCAGCUGCACACCUUUUUUUUCCUCUUAAUCAGUCAUCUUUCUUCAGCACAGCAACCCUGCUUUUCUUGGAGAAAAAAGCCAUGUAGCCCCCCCAGUUUUGUUGUUGGAGGAAGUGAAAGAAAAGCACCUGAAAUUCACUCUGGAAAGGUAUGAAUUUUAUUUAGUCUAAUUUACUUCACAUUCACAAGUCAGCAUCAGGAUGUUAUAAUCUUCCUGGCACUGCUACUUUACUCAGUAAAUCAUUAUCAGGCACAAGGGUUUUAGUUUCAAUUGAAAUAGCAAACUCUACACCAUCACAGCAACAGCAUUAGAACCCUACUGCCUAGAGCCACUUGAGGUACAGAUUUCUGUCUCUUCCACUGGAGGCUGCAAAUGUUAGAAAUUUUUGGUUUUAAUGUUUCUUUCCAUCUGAGUGUAAGCCAAAACCUUUGACCCACUUGCUACAUCUUCAUUCCGAGUGCAAGGCAGUUAAUAGCGGAGUGGUAUUGCCAGCAUGUGCACACACACACACACAGGUGCAGGCCUGGGUUUACAUGUAACACACUUUUCAAUGAGUUUCUGGAAUGAAAGGAAUUUCUUUGAUUUUUGGCAGUAAAAACGGGGAAUAAUGUUGUCCUACCACAGUGACCUCUACCUAGCAGUAAUCAGUGACACCACAGGUACACUUAAAUCUUACCAACCUGCAAUUUGUGUUUCACCCCCUGCAAGGUUUACAGUGUAGUUACAAAAAAAUAAUGAUUAUAACAGCUGGUACCAGCCAAAAUAGUGCACUUUUCUUUUACAAGAAACAGACAAAAAUAGGAGUUUCUCUGUAGCUUUUCUACUCUUGAAACAACCAAAUGCCAUCAACAGUUUUGUUUUAAAAUGGUGAACAGAAAUAGUAAUUUGAGAACGUGUAUACAUAUACACAUACACACACAUUCAUAUACACACUUGUAUGUUGAUUUUGUACACAGAAGUUAAGUACUUGCACACCAAAACUGCUUCUGAAAGCUAUUAGAAAUGUUCAGAGCAGUCCCUGCUGAUGAUAAGGCAACUGUGUAGAGUGGAGAAUAUUCUGAAAUUAGCUUUUAGUACCUGUGUUUCAAAAGCAAAUUUAAAGAAGGAAAAAAAAAAAAAAAAAAAAGCUGUAGAACUUACUCAAAGGGAAGAACCAACAGUCACAGGCACUCUCAGUCUGCAAACACAAGGCAGCAGACAGGCUCCUCUCCUCCCUUCAUCCUUUCCAUGCAAGUUGGGGAUGUCCCUGUGCUCGUCUCCUUCUCAGCCUCUGCCUGCCUAACUCUCCUGGUAACUGCUUAUUAAACAAGUCUGUUAUUUUUUAACAUCCCCUCCCCUAUUAUAUAUGUAUAGUUAUAUGUAUAUCUAUAUACAUAUACAUACACAUAUAGACUACAAAGACCAUCUGCAGCAUCUGUACCCACUGUUGAACUGAAAGGUAAAAAUUUCUUAAGUCUCAUUACAGUCAACCUCAUUUGUUUAAACAUAGCACCCAUUUUUCCCCAACAGGCAUGGGCCUAAAUACUGUGUGUUGCAUUCUACCAGCUCCCUGUUUGAGUAAUUAUUUUUUUUUUUAAUACGUUUUAGGUUCUUUUAAGCCAAACAAGUUACACCUUUAAGGACAAAAAAAAAAAAAAAAAAAAGACACCAUAGUUCUAAUUGUAAUUUAAGGAGAAAAAAAAAAGAGAAAAAACUGGUACCAAAAUACCCCCACGCACAUGGGUUGAGGUCUUUACAUCAAGUAUCAGGCCAGGGAAAACAGUAAGCUAGUUCAAAAAAACCAUUACAAAAGCAAAAUAAGAGUCACUUGAGUAAUGAAUCAGUUGGCUGACUGCUCCAGCAAGCUUGCAAUUAAGAACAGCUUGUUUGGGGAACAUAUAACAUGCUCAGACUGUCUUGCAGCAUAAUUAGGCAACUGAGGUGAAUGCACAUUUUUUCCCUCACAGGGAGCUGAGCAGAAGCAAUCUGACAAGGGUCAUAAGCCCCCACCUGCCCCACACACAGGGUGGGGGGAAGUGCUGGUUAGUUAAAAAAGGAAGUUUAUUUUUCCUUUUCCUCCCACACCUCAGCUCACCUUUAAAACAAGCCCACUCGUCCCUGGCAAACCAAGCAGUGUGAGAACCCAGUGUGCCACUGCUCCUCGCAGCUUUGCACUUCACGUCAUUUGUAGCCUGGUGAAAAUGGGGUCCUGUGUGCAGCAGGCUCAGCUAGCACUGUGCUGGCACCUGUAAGGCCACUCUGUUAAAUAAAUACUUGAGCCAUCAUAGACAUCCAAAACCCUUGUUACUUUGAUUUAGGCUGCAGAGAAGACCAGUUUGGUUUUACACAGAAAUAAACAACUCCAAAUCUCCCUGCUCCCCUCCCCCUGCUUGUUUGUUUUUUUUUAAACGCUCUACAGGCUGCAUAUGAUCUAAAACUUUUUUUUUCCUACUAACUGGGAACAGCUUGAUCAGCCUGGUCAGUAAGGCUCAGCAUUAAUAGCUUUUGCAUUUUACAGAGAUCAGGUACUAUAAGACUCACUGUUAAGAGAACGUAUUCCACAGAAGUAUUCUCUUGUCCUCCACCCAUGCCUUCACUUCAGAUAAUGAUGCACUGUACUGCCCUCCCACCCCCAUCUCUUGUUUGUUUCAUGCAGCAUCCAGCAGAGAGUGACAAGGCAAAGGUUUAAGAGCUGUGCUUGUCCACUGCAUUGUCCACGGGGGCUACUAGUAGGUAAAAAAGAAGGCACUGCUGAUCACUCUUCUCCCAGCCCUGCUCAAGAGGAGCACCAGCACCCCUCACAGAUGCGGCCUCUCACAGCCCAGCCUCUGUUCCAAAAAGUGUUAGGGCUGAAGUGUGCUGCAGCCUGGAACUGGGCGUGAGAGGGAUCUGUGCAUGAUAGUGCUGAAUAUCAGAGGUGCUGAGAAAAGGAGACGCUCUCAUGAGACUUAAAAAAAAAAAAAAUGAGCUUAACCUUUGGGAAGAACAACCUAUUGUCUCCUGAGCUAUAUUCUCUUAUUUCCACAAAAGGAAAGGGGAAGGCAGAGGAAGGAACCAGAACUUACCUUAACAAUCUGCUGUAAAAAAAAAAAAGGGGGGGGGGGGAGCAGGUAGCUGCAUUAGAGUAAAUCUUGCUACUUUUUCCUCCUGUUUAAAGGCACUUCUAAAGCUACUACAUUAUCUAUGUACAGUAAAUGGUUUAAGGUUAACAGUGCAUUGUCCUGAAGUUGAUUCCUAUAGCCUAACGGCAAGCUCAUGACAAAGAGCAAAAAUCUGAUUGCUAAUGGAUGCAUUCUGGGGAGAAAGGAAAAGGAACACCUCCUCCGUGGAUGCACACUACAUUAACACAUAUGAAAGGUGAUCCAGUCACAGGACAUCAGUAUCUGUGUACACACGUUUUCUGCCUGGAAAGUAAAUCUGAGGGAAGAGUUUGUGCUCAGAGUUCAGUCGUUACCAAGUGAACACAAGCUAUCUGGGAAAAUAGGUAUUUCAAACAACCCUCAUUAACAACCACACCAAACCAGCAGUUAGCAUCGGCGUUCAUUAGAAAUCUCAUAUAAAGAGUCGAACCCCCCAAACACAGAAAGAAGUAGGGACCAGAAACCAGACAAGACAUGGAUGAGAACUACUGAGGACAAAAUUGUGCGAUUUGAAGCCUGACUCGCUUUGCUUUUAAAUAUUUGUGCAAAAUUUACGUAACGUUUGUAUAUAAAAAUUAUUACAGCUUUCAAGGCUGCCUUUAGCAGUGUUAAAUUAGAAAAGACAAAACAAUAUGCUAUAGCCUCCCUGGAUCUAUAGGCCAUCACAUCAUCUUAGUCUUCAUUCGCAAGCGUCUCAGUGGAUAGCCAGAUUUUGGCACCACUCAAGAAUUUGCUUAAAGGCGUUCCCAGAAUGCUCCGUCUGCACAGGUUCCCUACAGGUGAAAAUGGGAAAGAGGAGGAGAGAAAGUCUGGGGCCCCAGAGGUGUCGUUUAAGCCAUUUGCUCGGAAGUACAUCCUGCCUUGAUCCAGUUCUGAGCAGUUACCUUGCAAAGGAGAGUUGCUUUUGCACUGUCGAAGGCUCCGGUUUAACAUGUCUAUUUCAUCUGCCAGCAAAGAGACUUUAUGGAAAGCAGCAAUGAAGCCACCAUGAUUAAUCUGGGCCUCAGGAACCCAGCGGAAGUAGCACAGUUUCCAGAGUUUUAUUUGUGUUCCAGAGAUAUGGGGCAGAAUUACGCCGUGCAAAUCAACAGGCUUUGCAAACCAGUCUCUGAAGUACUGUUCCAUACUGUUACUCUGACUCUCUGUUUGCUGUAAGAAGUCUGGUUUCAGUUUCAGUAUCAGAGAGUUUCUUCUUGGAAGGAACUCCUGCUCACUGAUGAUGCCAUUUUUCAAUGCUGGGGGGACACCUCGCAGUGUCGAGCUGUAGUUUUUCUGCAGAGAAUAAAUACUGGUCAUUUUCCAGCUUUACCCUCACUGCAACAGCAGAUUUCCCUGAGCAAUUGCAGGUAUUAACCAGCUAAACGAUGUGACCUUCAAACAGUUCUGCACUUAGGAGCCACUGCACGGCUCACAGACCAAAUGGAGUCCCUUGAGGCCUUCAGAAAGAAAUACUUAGGUUUUCUAGGCUUAGCAAAACAACAAGUGAUUGUAGUAAUCAGCACUCACAAAUGACAACUCUGGGGAAAAGAAAGUGUGUCGCUGCUUUUCCACAGGUGGAAUAAUGCAGCUGCUGGCAGUGAGCUGAGGUGCAUCAGGGAAUGUCCUGGAACACAGGCACAGUCUUUACUUGUAUUGAAAGCCCUGUGUACCUUUUCUUUAGGCUGUGGAGGUAAGAGAAGCCUUAGCACUCCUAGUGCUAAGUGACAGUGUAAAACAUCACGUAACUGUACGUUUCUGACUUACAGUUAAGCACAAACAGUCCAUUCACAAACAGAAGUCACCAAAGUUACCUUUGAGCGCUUGAAAGUUUUCACUGCUCCGUUCUGCACACAUGGUGAGCUUUUCCCAAUGUACAAAGGGUUGUGAAAGAGCAGGCGAUCCCUGCUUGUAAACUGAAGAGACCAGUCCCAAACACAAGGAAAUCUGAGGCCCUUCUCAUCACCCAGCUGAAUAUUUUUGCUUAUAGCAAAUUCCUGCAAGAAGUAACAUUUGGGCAUAUUACAAAUCAAACAUCUUCCACAAAUCUGAACCAUAGUAGUGUGUAAUAACCAGGUGAGGAGGCAUAGCUGAGAGGUGGCUGCAGAUCAAACCAGUGCAGCAAGACAGCCUGCUGCUGGAGCACACAGCUGUGCCCUGCUUUUCACUUACACAGCAGAGAUGCAGGACUAAUGCUUACUUAGCAAAAAGCACUCUUCAGUAGUAUGAAAUCGUUCACUAUUAAAACAAUUCAUAUUCUGAGAAUACAAAUGGUUUUUCAACGUUCUACUUCUUUGUGAGGUUGUUCCCUACAGCUUUAAUGGGAAGCUGCCUAACAAAACUCACUCGUGCUUAAUUUUUAUCAGCCAUCAAAUAUCGUCUACACAGAGUUCUCAUAAAAUCUAGUUUUCAAAAAUAAAUUCAAGUGCUCAGUUUCCUAAAUAUCUUGAAAUAAACAUUCACUGUGCAUUACUAUUUUGCACUCGCACAUCCUUUUCCAACUUUUUCUAUUGUUUAAACAAUUAUGUCAGUGGACUUCAAAGUUUGCCUGAAAUGUGAAAUUCUGUAAUUGCCUGUCAUUCUGCAAUUCCAGACAUAAAUACACGUUUCUUAGUGGAGCAGAAAUAAUCACGUACAAUAGGAAAACUAUGUAGAAAAGAAGAAAUUCAAUAGACUUUCUUCCAGAACACUCUUACUGCCUUCGCAAAGCUCACCUGAAAGGACAUUUGACCGUAUUCACCCGGGGAGUAUUUUGCACCAAACAAGAGUGUGACAUUUUGGAAACACGAAGGAGCACCACUUGCUUUAGAUGAUGCAGCUGAAAAGGGGCUGGAACACUUAAUACUCACAGUGCUUUCCUUUACUCGUUGAUGAGGACAGUUGAAAAGGAAAGUGCCAAACAAGGAGAUACGUGCACUGUCAUACAGUAUCGUCAAGUACAUUUCAGAGAACUCAAAGGCUGCUGGGUACUGUUCUAGCAGCUGCCAAACACAGUCGAGAAACAUCAAGAACAAAGGGGACUGGGAAGAGAAAUGGAAUUUAAUUAGAUCUCACAUGGCAACUAUUGAUAAACAGCAUUUCUCUACCCUGGACAGCAACUCAUUUUCUCUGACGUAAGUUUCAUGAAAUUUCAUAAAAAGUAUGGAUGAUAUUUUUACUUUCAGACUUUUUUUGUGAGUAAAUGUUUAAGGCAGUACAGUUAUCAGAUACAAAUAAAGUCACUUUUACCUCUUU
Messenger RNA from Centrocercus urophasianus (Greater sage-grouse), 10260 nucleotides. It is a transcript of the gene FAN1, whose product is annotated as FANCD2 and FANCI associated nuclease 1. Gene Ontology annotation, biological process: interstrand cross-link repair. Gene Ontology annotation, cellular component: nucleus. The transcript has 13 exons. NCBI's taxonomy places the organism in Eukaryota, Metazoa, Chordata, Aves, Galliformes, Phasianidae. The coding region runs from base 105 to 3245 and encodes 1046 amino acids. The record is from RefSeq and is a predicted model, not a curated record. Gene Ontology annotation, molecular function: flap-structured DNA binding; 5'-3' exonuclease activity; 5'-flap endonuclease activity.